This is a messenger RNA of Schistocerca americana (American grasshopper), 634 nucleotides long. Its product is annotated as immunoglobulin domain-containing protein oig-1-like. Lineage: Eukaryota; Metazoa; Arthropoda; Insecta; Orthoptera; Acrididae. Gene Ontology annotation, biological process: dendrite self-avoidance; axon guidance; homophilic cell-cell adhesion. The record is from RefSeq and is a predicted model, not a curated record. Gene Ontology annotation, molecular function: cell-cell adhesion mediator activity. The annotation marks the transcript as partial. The transcript is spliced from 3 exons. Gene Ontology annotation, cellular component: plasma membrane; axon.
CGGAACCAGCGGGCGGGCGGCGGCGCGGUCCGCAGGUUGGCGCACCGCACGCGCGUCGUGGACGAGGUCCCCCACCAGCAGAACGCCUACUACAACCACAGAGACGUGGCCUACUACAACCACAAAGACGGCGCGCGCAUCGUCAAGUCGUCGCACUUCGAGCAGGACUACAUGCUGGGCCGCAAGAUCUCCUUCUUCUGCAUAGCGCAGGGCUACCCGCGGCCGGAGAUCACCUGGUUCAAGGACGGCGUCGAGCUGCUCGACCACGACUACUUCCAGGUGCGAGAGUGGACUUCGGGCAACGACACGGUGCGCUCCAAGAUGGAGAUCGACCCGGCGAUGCAGCGCGACGCCGGCUACUACGAGUGCCAGGCCGACAACCAGUACUCCGUGGACAGCCGGCGCUUCCGCACCGACUACGUCGUCUACACCUUCUAGCCUACCAAUACACUGCGCCGUAUUUCCCUAACAGACCACCUCGGGACCAACGGUCACUACCAUUGCAGGACGCGAUUUGGACACAUGUUUUCCUGCCUCAUCUGCAUAGAAUCAGUGUCAAUGUGGCACCAUGUUGCGCCUGUAACCAGCAUUCCAUUAUAGAUCUAAACUGUCUGUUGUUUCUUUCUACCAAGUA